UCCAAGUCGUCUCGUUAUUGACAUUGACAUCCUCCGUGUAUAACCGUCCAGGUCGUAUUCGAUCCGUAAAACUCUAGGACCGUCUCGCCUUGCCCAAAAUGGCCUCCAUCGGUAGAAAACUCGUACUCGGUCGACUGGCCAACGCCUCGUCCUCUUCCUUCCUUCGAACGGCCCCUCCCACCGCUCACCUCCUCGCCUCUCCCUACCUGGCCUCGAGAUCACUCAACACGUCCUCCUUUUUCCGAUUCGCUCAGCCCGCCAACACGUCGCCAUCAAGGAUCCAGCAGGGUCCGAUCAAGACGCCGAACCCUAAAGACAACGCUCUGGCAGGUGCCGCAAGUCCUGGGUCGACCCAGAGCGCUCCUGCUAGCGAACCCGCUCAGGUCGGAGGGUUGCAGUAUGCGGACUACAGCAAGGGACCUAGCGCUUUGGACAAGGCGGCUCAGUUGUUCUUCUUUACCGAAAUCUUGCGAGGAAUGUGGAUCGUCCUGGAACAGUUCUUCCGACCUCCUUACACCAUCAUGUACCCCUUCGAAAAGGGUCCCAUUUCGGCCCGAUUCCGUGGAGAACACGCCCUCCGAAGAUACCCUAACGGUGAAGAGCGAUGUAUCGCCUGCAAGCUCUGCGAGGCCAUCUGUCCUGCACAGGCCAUUACCAUCGAAUCGGAGGCCCGAGACGAUGGGAGCAGGAAGACCACUCGAUAUGAUAUCGACAUGACCAAGUGUAUCUACUGCGGUUUCUGCCAGGAAGCUUGUCCUGUUGAUGCCAUCGUCGAGACUUCGAACAUCGAGUACGCCACUGAGACUCGAGAAGAGCUUCUUUACAACAAGGAGAAGCUUUUGGCCAACGGAGACCGAGCCGAGGCCGAGAUCGCCGCCAACUUGCAGGCCGAGCACUUCUACCGUUAAGCCGGGUUUCUUGCUGUCAUACGAGAAACCGACCCGCGCACGAAACCUCUGAACAACCUUAAUCAUUCUUUCCUGUCGGACGACGACCGAUCGAUCCGGCGCUUUAGCUCAGACGCUCGGUCGCCCUUGUACAGUAGUCUUUCUCCUUCAUGAACCAUCGGAUGAAACAUCCCAACCUGUCCGUCGAGAUCGAAGCUUGCACAGCGAGCCGUGUCUGCUUCCAAUUAAAUCCACGUAUACAGUAGGUACAGAUACAUCAUGAUACCCG
Molecule: messenger RNA, 1176 nt
Organism: Filobasidium floriforme
Lineage: Eukaryota; Fungi; Basidiomycota; Tremellomycetes; Filobasidiales; Filobasidiaceae
Exons: 7
Coding region: 99-908 (269 amino acids)
Biological process (GO): mitochondrial electron transport, NADH to ubiquinone; mitochondrial respiratory chain complex I assembly
Cellular component (GO): membrane
Molecular function (GO): 4 iron, 4 sulfur cluster binding; NADH dehydrogenase activity
Source: RefSeq, a predicted model, not a curated record